Molecule: messenger RNA, 276 nt
Organism: Rhizophagus irregularis DAOM 181602=DAOM 197198
Lineage: Eukaryota; Fungi; Glomeromycota; Glomeromycetes; Glomerales; Glomeraceae
Source: RefSeq, a predicted model, not a curated record
GGUGACUUAUCUGGUGCAAUGGUAAGGGCUCUUUUAGCAAAAGCACCAACUUGUGAUCAACAAGAUAGAGCUGAUGAAAUCAUUGACCUUGCAAUUGAAAUUGGAGGAGAUAAAAAAGAGAAACUUAUUAAAGUUGCCAAAACAUAUCGUCAACUGGAACGAAAUACUCCAAAAGCAGGUCAGCCAUCCGAGCUUUGUAAAAAAAAACCAAGGCAUAAAGAACUUGAUGGAUUAGUUCAAGCACAAGACCCAACCGGAAAAGGUAAAGAUCCCGAU